AUGGCUUGCAAGCAGCAGAAAGCGAGAAUUUAUGCUUACGCAACAUUCAAUCUUGCCGCGCUCCUCUCAAUUGCUCAGAGCAUUCGAAAGAAGUCAUGCUUAUGCGAUGAAUCUCAGCGUCCAAAGAGUGGUAGCUUGAAUUGGGUCAUUUUCCUCACCUUCGAGGACGACGGAGUGGAAUGGGUUUUUAGGUCACCGCGGAAGGCCUAUGGGCUCCAGAAGAACGUCGCAAGCCAAGUUCUUGCAAGCGAAGUAGCAACUUUAAAUUAUCUCCAGAAAACUGGAAGCAUUCCUGUUCCGCAAGUGUUUUCUUACUGCGCUACUGAUGAAAAUCCCACUGGCAUCCCCUAUAUCCUGAUGAGUAAGGCUCCCGGCUUGCCGCUAAGCACAUAUGGCUGGAGCAAUCAUCACAAAAUACACUCCUCCCAUGUGCGUGGUGACUCGGAGAGGACCUUAACAUCCUUCCAGAAGCGCAAGGUCAUGGAACAACUCGGCGGACUACAGGCAUCAAUGUCAAAUUUGCGGUUUGAUCAUGUCGGUUCGCUCUUUGCAGAGAACGAAGUCUAUACUAUAGGAAAGUGUCUAUUACCCUGCCUAAUUCUCCAGGGUCGCGAUGAAUUCAAUGAGGAUGAAAUACCACGAGGUCCAUUCAAAACUUCAGGCGAAUUCUACACUGCUCUAAUACGUGCGUUCUUCGCUCACGUGAAAGAGCUUCCUAUGGAGCAUCAUCUGUUUCAUGGUCCAGUACCCAUCCCGCAAGAAUAUGACAAUUAUGAGGACUACAGAAUUGCUACUGAUCGCUGGAAUGAUUAUGUUGCUGUGGGAUCAAAGACUGAAAGCACGAAGAAUCGUCUUGACUAUGCUCUAGUCGGAAUUUCCAUGACCGACUGGGUGCCUUCAUUGGCUGAGAAUGAUAAUCAGUUCAACUGCGCGGGUUUUCCACUCUACCAUCCUGAUCUGAGUACUCAGAACGUCUUUGUGGAUGACGACUUCAACAUAACUUGCAUUAUUGACUGGGCUUUCGCGUCUUGCGUUCCUCCCUCAAUGCUCCUUAUCUGUCCUGGGCUCCCACACCCCCGUGAUAGUAUUCAGCCGUUCCUGAGAGAGUCUUUCGCCAAAGGUUUUGUUGCUGGGCAUGGUUUCAAUGACCAAAAUGGCCUUGAUUUCUCGCGCAGUAGUAUUUACUGGGCAUUUCUUCGCUUAGUGAAUCUCGAUUCACUCCAGGAUUACGUAUAUUUUUCAAAAUUGGUACAAUUGUUCAGCAACCAAGACGUGUUCAGUCACAUCAAUCAACUGAAAACUCGAGAAGAGUUCAAGAAGAUCUCAUCGUUCCUUGGGAAAGCUGAAGAAGGGCCCGGGGAGUCUGCUAAGGACGAAAGCCAGUAUUUCUCAUGUGUGGGCCCCGAGCGACUGGCAUUGUCUAGGCAUCUGACGAUGAUUACUGAAAUGAAGCCAGCCUUUGUUGCGGAUACGAGACUCUGGAAGUGUAUUACAGCAUAUUUGAAUGAGCGCGAUUCCUUUAUGUUCGUUAGAGACCAAGAGCGGACCCCAAGCAGGAAACGCAAGCUGGACUGCUUUGCUUGA
This is a messenger RNA of Aspergillus viridinutans, 1584 nucleotides long. RefSeq lists its product as uncharacterized. The transcript is spliced from 2 exons. Bases 1 to 1584 code for a protein of 527 amino acids. Lineage: Eukaryota; Fungi; Ascomycota; Eurotiomycetes; Eurotiales; Aspergillaceae. The record is from RefSeq and is a predicted model, not a curated record.